Messenger RNA from Apis florea (little honeybee), 1338 nucleotides. RefSeq names its product olfaction protein geko (gene geko). The record is from RefSeq and is a predicted model, not a curated record. Lineage: Eukaryota; Metazoa; Arthropoda; Insecta; Hymenoptera; Apidae.
UCGAAUCAUUCACAGUCAUUGCGCGACGUCGGUAGACUGCGGUAGCGACGCUCAACACCUCCGUCGCUCGUCGUCAAACGCAUUCUUUUCAAUCCGCCGUACUUGACCCAUUCGAUCGUGUUACGGAAUAAUUAUUUCCACUCGUCGCCCGACCCAUUGUUUCUAAUUAAAAAAUUAGAAAGCUUCGUUAUUAUCGUUUCAGUUUCAGAGUGUCGAAUGGUUUCACUUUUGGACGAGAAUUUUAUUGUAACUCGUUCAAGGAUAACUGGAAAUUGGAUAUUUUUAAAGUGUAAUAAAGAGGAUUUCGAAAGAAUUUGAAAGGGACGGGAAUUUGGAGGGAUCUUUCUUUUUUUUCUUUUUUUUUUUUUUUUUUCGUUGCGAUACAGUUUUGAAUCGGAGUUGUUGAGUAUAUUGCGACGAUUCGAACGUAUCGAAGAAAGUGGAAGUGAAUAGAAAGCGAAAGUUCUUCUGUAACAUCCUCCAGUUUGAAAGUCGACGAUCUUUGGACACGGGCGUGCGGUGCAUCGUCCAUGUUUCUCACGGUAGGUGUAGCGGCACGGGGAAUAAAGUUCAAUCGGCAGAUCCAGUCCCCUCGGCUCGGUUCUUCCUCGAUCCGGUCCCUGAAUCGGCGGAGGCCGCAGUGAAUCGAGGAUCGUCGAUCGGUGCGGACGCGUCGUUUCACCGCGGCGAUACGAACGCCAAGGACGCGGAGUGAGCCGGAGGCAUGGUCAUGGACACCAGCACGGUGCGCCUGGUCAUAUUCCUCGGCAUGUUCCUCAUGCUGGCGGGCGAUUACACUUAUCUGAUCACCGCGAUUUUCGGCCGGUCAACCGGGCAGAAUAUCACCGAGCCGAUCAAAAAUCCCGAGGCAGGCCAGGCGAGGAGCAACGGGGAUCCCGAGGAGAGGGUAGCCCUGUCCGUCACCAAGAAGAUGGACGAGAAGGAGAACGCAAUUUCACGGCGUGCAAGAAUGAUGACGACGAUCAAGACUGCUUGUUUGCCCAAGCUGAUAUGCGAACUGACCUCGUCCGUCAAUCAGGAUCAGCUAAGCGAAAUGGAAAGGUCCCUGUUAAAUUUAAUCAGGGACACGAGCUUGAACACGCUGGCGGAAGUGCCCUCGAGAUACCACUUCGCGGCGCAUAUGGGUCAACUGAUAUCCGGCGUGGAAGGUCAAGGAUGCCAUAAUUUCUACCCCACCUGUCCCCUGCCUGGAUCCAGCGUUCUCAACAUGAUGAAGAAGAUUCGAUUGCGCUGACGCGACGGAAUCCCGUCGAAAUGAAAGACAGACAGACAGAGAGAGAGAGAGAGAGAGAGAGAGAGAGAGAGAGAGAAGGAAGA